UUUAUAAUAGUCAUAACUCUUUUAUUUAUUAAAAAAAAAAAUUUGGCCCGGUCCACUGCCUCCGCCAAAACUCACAAAUUUGAUAAAUUUUUUAUUCCGCCAAAACUCACAAAUUUGAUAAAUUUUUUAUUCGGCGGAUUUUAAAUUCUAAUCUACCUGUCUUUCUUAGCAAAUUCGGCGGAUCAGCUGGGAUUAGACCGUUUUGCCACCCCUAACUCUUCAGCACAUCAUUUCCUAUUAAAAAUAAAAGAUCGAGCAGCGUUAACUUCAUUCAGCUGCUACUAUAGCUUGAAACUGAGUCUGAAACCUUACUAUAGAGCAAAGACUUGAGACUUGAUGAGAUCACAGAGCCAUAAGAGCCCUUUACGCCUGAGGAAAAUAAACGAAGCCCAUUCCUUUAAAAAGUGAAAAAGGAGCAUGAGAAUUAAAGCAUUUACGCGCUAACACCAUUCAAUCAAGAACCAACAGUCAGCACUGCAAGGCUUGUUCAAGUGGCAUGACCGUUGGUCUAUGAAUCCAUAUAAUAUGUGUGUGAGUUGAGUGUUAUGAACCCAAAAAAAAAAAGACUCUAAAAAAUAAAAUAAAAUAUUUAUUUAUUUAUUUAUUUAUAAUAAUUUUCCUUCUCACUCUUUUGCGCACACAGAAACAGUCACCUACAAACUUUCUGUCUGCGACUGUUGCUGUCUGCAAUCCCUGACUCUCAAGCACUCACUCCAAUGAACCAUUCUUCCAGAUCCACCACCGCCGUUUCCCACCAUAAUGACCAUUCUGCCCCUCCCGAAUCCAAAAUCUCCAACCCCGCUCUUACCAUCCAAUCCGCCUUCCGCGCCCACCGCAUCCGCACCCUCUACCGCAAGAUCUCCACCGUCGAUUCCGAGGCCGACCGCCUCCAGCGCCUCAUCCAGAGGCAAGAAACCGUGGACGCCGUCCGCACCAACCCACUUCAGAAGCUCGCCAUCAACGAGUCCCUCAUGUCCCUCCUCCUCACUCUCGAUUCUGUCCCCGGAUUCGAUCCAACGGUCAGGGAAGCUCGCCGGAAGAUAACACGCCGGAUCGUGAGCCUCCAGGAGAUCCUGGACUCCGUGUCCGAGUGCAAGUUCGAUGAAUCGGGUUGGUGGAACAGUUACGACGACGUUUUGGUGAGGAAUUGGGACCAGGUGAUUGAAGACAUGGAGGAGAGUGUUUGCAGGGAGAGAGGUGGCGAUGAUAUGGAUAAGUUCUGCGCCCAAUAUUUAGGGUUCCGCUGCCUUCAAAGGUUCCUUCGUGAACCCUGAUUUCAAUUGCCCCCUUCAACAUGUAUAAGUUACUUUGUUGCUUGUGUAUGAAUAUUUUAUUCUCUAUAA
Molecule: messenger RNA, 1343 nt
Organism: Arachis stenosperma
Lineage: Eukaryota; Viridiplantae; Streptophyta; Magnoliopsida; Fabales; Fabaceae
Product: BAG family molecular chaperone regulator 5, mitochondrial
Exons: 1
Coding region: 717-1274 (185 amino acids)
Biological process (GO): protein folding
Cellular component (GO): plasmodesma
Molecular function (GO): protein-folding chaperone binding
Source: RefSeq, a predicted model, not a curated record